GGUGUAUCCGAAUAUCAUCCCAGGAUUGUGAGGGACCGCUGGCCAGAAGGAAGACCAACAUCGCCAUUCUCGCAAUCCCGAUAACGGCUCAGAAAUAGGACGACAAAGCAAGUCGGCAGCUUGACAGAGAUGGGUUCUGUACGGUCCCGACGCGCACUCAGAUUAGGUGUUGACGUGGGAGGAACCAACACUGAUGCGGUGUUACUUGACUUGGACGCGGCCGACCAGCCUCACCGCGGCGUUUUGGCGUCCCACAAGACGCCGACAACCAGUCCAAAUGUGACAGAUGGGAUCGAAGUAGCCGUCAGAAAUGUCCUGGAACAAGCUGGAGACUGUGUCUCGGAUAUCGCAUGUCUCAUUAUCGGCACGACACACUUUUUGAAUGCUGUAAUAGAACGCGACACGCGUCGACUGUCCAAGGUUGCCGUCAUUAGACUGUCGAAGAGUUAUACAAAGGAUAUUCCACCCUUUUCCGACUUUCCGCCCGCCCUAGCAACCCUCCUCCAUGGAUAUCACGGCUUUGUUGACGGUGGUCUCCACAUUGAUGGCGCACAGGAAUCGCCAAUUCGAGAAGACCAAGUGCUGAGGGAGUGUGAAGUCAUUGAGCAGAAAGGAAUCAAAGCCGUGGUCAUCUCCGGCAUCUUCUCCCCUAUUGACCAGCAUUUCCAUCAGGAGGAGCAAGUCCGAAGGAUAAUGCAGAAGCGUCUGCCUGACGUGGAUAUUGUUUGCUCGUCAGAGGUCUCGAACAUCGGUCUUCUGGAACGGGAGAAUGCUUCGAUAUUGAACGCAUCGAUACUGAAGUUUGCUCGACGCACCAUUCGAGGCUUUCGUGCCGCCAUGAAGCGGCUUGGACUGGAUUGCACUCUGUUCAUAUCUCAAAACGACGGCACCGUGAUAGACUCGGCCUCUGCUGCCAAGUUGCCUAUCAAGACGUUCUCUUCGGGUCCUACGAACUCGAUGAGAGGCGCUGCAUAUCUUGGCCUCGGACAAGGAGGUUCGCAAGGCGAGGAGCGGACGUCAACCAUUGUCAUCGACGUAGGUGGCACCACAACAGACUGUGGUGUUCUGCUGCCCUCAGGCUUUCCUCGAGCAGCAUCUGCCUACGUCAGUGUGGCAGGAGUGACCAUGAAUUUCCCCAUGCCUCACCUGGAAUCGAUUGGACUUGGUGGAGGAUCCAUCGUACGACAACGUGACAACGAUGUCUCCAUUGGUCCGGACUCCGUGGGAUAUCAACUGACUUCGAGAUCGAAGGUUUUUGGAGGGGACACUUUGACGACAACUGAUGUCGCUGUUGCGGGAGGUCUGGAUAUCGGUGAUUCGAGCCUAGUAAGCGAUGUCACUCCCGAAAUGAUCCAACGAGUCCGUGCAAGGACAAAGAAGAUGCUUGAGCGCGUCAUCGACCAACUCAAGCUGACGCCGGCACCGUUGCCGGUCAUCCUGGUUGGUGGAGGCUCAAUCGUCUGUCCGCUAGAGCUUGAGGGCGUCUCCAAGGUAGUGGUGCCCAGCUAUCAUUCAGUAGCAAAUGCUGUUGGGGCUGCGAUUGCGAGAGUCUGUGGGUCUGUGGAUGCGAUCUACAAUAUUGCAGACGUGCCACUAUCGGAAGCUCUGGAGGACGCAAAAGCUCAGGCUGUCUCUAAUGCAGUCAAAUGCGGAGCUAACCCAAUCACAGUGUCUAUUGUCGAGAUCGACACUCUGCCGAUACCAUAUGUCUCUGGACAAAUCCGGGUUGUUGUCAAGGCAGUAGGAGAUUUGUCUCUGGAUUAUGUUUCUGAUAGCAAGAACAUGGAGUCGGAAAGUGACGCAGACGACAUGCUCACAGAUCAUAUGACGGAUCUGGCGGUAUCAUCCAAAGAGGAACGCUCUAGUAGCAAGUUCGAUUUUGACGCAUAUCGGCCCUUGGUGAAACGAAAUCUCGACACUGGAGUCCAUGAGUGGAUUGUGUCAGAGACCGACAUUGAAUGGUUAAGCGUGGGAUGCUACAUCCUCGGAUGUGCUGGCGGUGGAUCACCGAAAGCUGAAUUCCUCAAGCUUCGAGAUCAAAUUCGGGCUGGUUGCAUUGUUCGAAUUAUCGAUAGCUCUUCGCUACACGAGGACGCUCUGAUAUACUGGGGAGGCAUGAUGGGCUCACCGGCGGUGUCCAUCGAGCGGCUUAACUCUUCGGAGUGUAUAACUGCUGUGAAGGACCUCAUGGAGUACAUGGGACACGAGUCGUUCGACGCAGUCAUGGGUCUAGAGAUUGGUGGUGCCAAUGGACUUGAGCCAUUGCUUAUCGGCUCUUCUCAUGCUUUCGACAGACCGGUCAUUGAUGCCGACUGGAUGGGCCGAGCAUACCCGACUUACUGGCAGACAACGUUAGCCGUUCACGAGUCUGGACAGCUAACCCCUUGCGCAAUUGCUUCCGGAGAUGGCAAGACAAUCAUAAUGACAAAGUCGCCCGAUGAUGAAAUCGUCGAUCGUGCUCUGCGAGCUUCUUGCUCGGAAAUGGGCUCGAAAGUCGGCAUGGCGGCCCGACCGACAACGACAGAUCGUGUGAGGAAUUUUGGUGUCAUCAACACCCUGUCGCUGGCCUGGAGAAUCGGCAGGACCGUGGCUCGUGCCCAACAGGAAAGUACCAUCCAUACGGUUGCGGAACAAAUCAUCGACGAAGUAGGUGGCCCCACCACUGCGAAGAUACUCUUCCGAGGCAAAAUCACCGCCGUCGAACGGAGAAUCUUCAAGGGCCACUCUUAUGGAGAGGUCACCAUCGCCCAGGCGCAAGAUGACGAAGAAGAGCAGCGUCACGAGAGUGCGGCGAUGGCAGAAGGUGGUGUUGUCAAGAUCCCAUUCAAAAACGAGAACAUUUAUGCGAAACAUGUCGCUGAAGACGGUACCGAGACGUAUCUCGCUACAGUUCCGGACCUCAUUUCAGUCAUCGACGCGCGAUCUGGAUGUGCUCUCGGAGUGCCUGAGUUCCGGUACGGUCUGAUGGUGACAGUACUUGGGAUAACUUGCUCCCCACGAUGGUCAUCGACGAAAAAAGGGCUAGAGUACGGCGGUCCGGAAGCUUUCGGGUACGAUAUUGAGUACAAGCCUCUAGGGGAGUUCAUCGAGCCCAAGAGCGUUGUGCUAGAGUACGCGGACACGGCUGCAUAGUGCAGGGCAUCUGAGGGUUCGACCGGAUUUUGAAUGAGGACGUCUCAGCCGCAGUGGCACAUGCGGAGAAGAGGAGGAGGCUCUCGCCAUGCCCUGAUCUAGCUUCGGCAUGCUAGAGAUUCAUCCAAAGCAAGGUGAUAACGUGAGGGUGUACAUGCCAUUAUGUUACUAUCUACCUUGGAGUGACGGAGUGGCCAGGCAGACGGUGGCAGACGUGGCACGUGACCCGAGCAUGUUGCCAAGCUGCCAAGCCUCUUAGGGCACCCAGCUAGUCAAGAUAGGCAGGUGCAGCGACGGGCCUAAAAC
Messenger RNA from Exophiala xenobiotica, 3438 nucleotides. RefSeq lists its product as uncharacterized. NCBI's taxonomy places the organism in Eukaryota, Fungi, Ascomycota, Eurotiomycetes, Chaetothyriales, Herpotrichiellaceae. Gene Ontology annotation, molecular function: 5-oxoprolinase (ATP-hydrolyzing) activity. Gene Ontology annotation, biological process: glutathione metabolic process. The transcript has 3 exons. Bases 130 to 3132 code for a protein of 1000 amino acids. Gene Ontology annotation, cellular component: cytosol. The record is from RefSeq and is a predicted model, not a curated record.